This is a messenger RNA of Myiozetetes cayanensis, 4209 nucleotides long. It is a transcript of the gene IFT74, whose product is annotated as intraflagellar transport 74. Bases 430 to 2229 code for a protein of 599 amino acids. Lineage: Eukaryota; Metazoa; Chordata; Aves; Passeriformes; Tyrannidae. Gene Ontology annotation, molecular function: beta-tubulin binding. The record is from RefSeq and is a predicted model, not a curated record. Gene Ontology annotation, cellular component: centrosome; intraciliary transport particle B; cilium. Gene Ontology annotation, biological process: cilium assembly; intraciliary transport involved in cilium assembly. The transcript is spliced from 20 exons.
AACCGGGAUUGUGUAGCGGAUAUAAUGUACUUAAUCCAUCGGGGGUAGCGCGGUUGCCUCGGUGACUGGCGGCAUUUGCGACAGCCGCUCGCUUCCAGUUUGUUUCGUGAAAAAAACUUGCGUUCUGUGGGCAGAUACUGCGGCACUAAACGCCACACGGAUAAGCCGAGAGCUGGCUGAGCACUGAGAAGUGACUGGUGCCUCACCUCACCCACGGUCCUUCCUGAGCCCUGUCGCUGCCCUGUACCGACCACUCAACAAGUGCUCUGCAGAGUCAAAAAAACCAAACCAAACCAAACCAAAACCACCAAAAAAAACCCCUAAACUUACUGUAAUAAGGAAAAGAGUUAAGCAAGAGUUGUAAGGACCUCGUGCAAAUCAAAGGACCGUUUCUCUUCUUUCCGGAGAGAAGCUGAAAACCAACCAACAAUGUCCAGCGGUCACAGACCUCCAGUGGCUCGGUCUUCCUCAAGAGCAGGAACAGGGCUGACCUCAAGGCCUCCCUCUUCAUCACGGACUCCAGCAGCAGCCAGAAUAGGAACAGCGAUACCUCCUAGUACAGCAAGACCUGGUUCUCGUGGUGGUUCUUUGACUGCUGGAGGAGUUUUAUCGUCUCAGAUUAAAGUUGCAGACCGUCCAGUGACUCAACAAGGAUUAAGUGGAAUAAAAACUCCAAUGAAAGGUCCUCAGAGACAGAUAAUGGAUAAAACAUAUUACCUCGGGGUGCUGAGAAGCAAAACAAAUGAACUCACAACAGAAAUUAACAAGCUUCAGGAAGAAGUAGAAAUGUACAAGCAAGAGAAAUCUGUCUAUUUGUCAUAUGAGAAACGGGCAGAGGCAUUAGCUGGUGAAAUCAAGGAGUUUCAAGGUCAACUAGCAGACUUCAACAUGGUUAUCGAUAUACUUAACACGAGUACAGAUAUGACAGAAGUGAUUCGCAAUUCCAAUAUGUUAAAGGUACAGAAUGACCAAGACGCUCAGAGUAUGGAUAAAAUUUUCACAGAAAGACAAAACACAGAAAAGUUAAUUCAAACUGUAGAAGAAGACAUUGAACAUGAAAAGGUUGUGGCAGAUGACAUAAUAAAAGAUAUGUCGCAGGAAGAUCAAGCUAAAUAUAUGGAGAUGAAGGCUGCUAAUGAAAAACUCUCCCAGGAAUUGCUUGUUCAACAGCAGGAACUGGAUGUAUUAAAUGUAAAGGAAGAAAAUCUAAGAGCUGAAAUAGCACAGUCUGGAGUGAAACAGGAAGCUGUGCAUCUAUAUGAAAAGCUUCAUGAGCUCAAGGAACGUCGAGAUCAAAUUAUUGCUGAGGAUAAGAACAUGGAAUCUCCACAGGAGGAAAGAGAGAGAUUACUAAAGCAGGUUAAAGAUGAUAGUCAGAAAAUAGCAAGCAUGGAAAGACAGCUGACAGAAGUAAAAGAAAAAACAAAACAUUUUAAAAACAUCAUUCAACAACUUGAUAUGGAUCUGGAGAAUUAUCGAGAAGGAGAAGAAAAUUGGAAAUACAAGGAGCUCAAGAAGAGUGAAGAAAGUAUGGACAAUUUUCUUGAGACUUUUGAAGACGUUAAGAAUCAGGAACUUGAAAGAAAGUCCCAAAUAGAAGCCAACAUUGUUGCACUUCUGGAGCACUCGAGCAGGAAUCUGAAUCAUAUGAAACAAAUUUCAUCUGUUACAAAUCAAGAGCUGAAGAUUAUGCAGGAAGACCUCUCUUUCAAAUCAAGUGAAAUGCAGAAGUCACAAAGCACUGCUAAGAAUCUGGUUACAGAGAGUCAAAAACUGCAGAUGGACUUACAGAAGAUGGAACUGUUGGAGGGCAAGAUGGUUGGUGAACUGGCUUCUCUUAAAGACAAAAUUGAACAGACAAAAGCGGAGUUGGAGGUCUACAGUAAUUUGCCAGCUCUGAAAGCAUCAGGAGAAGAGAAGGAAAAGAGACUCCAGGAUGACAAAGAAAAAUUAACAAAGCGUAGCCGUUCUUUCAAGAAAAUAAUGGAGCUCUUGAAUGCAGAGUAUGAGAUGCUAAAGAGGGAGCUGCAAGAAAACGAGACACAUUCUCAGCUUACAAAUUUGGAGAGGAAGUGGCAGCACCAUGAGCAAAAUAACUUUAUGAUGAAGGAAUUCAUAGCAACAAAAAGUCAGGAGAGUGACUACCAGCCAAUAAUGAAGAACGUGAGAAAGCUGGUCAAAGAAUACAACAAGGCUCUCAUAGAAGCUUUACAGAACACCAAGAACUGAACCCAGGCAUUUCCUUCCUGCCCCAAUGGGUCAACAAUGAGAGAUGUGCACAGCCAGCAUGGAAAGCUGGACUCCUGAGCUCACUCACUCACCAUUAUGGUGACAGAUAUUCUUAAAAGUAUUUUUCAAGGUUUUUAGAAGUUACAGGUUUUAAUAGUAAGCUUCCUUUUGUGCUGUUUAAAAUUUUUAGAAAUAAACUUCUGAAUUUUAGAAACUUGUAUAAACAAAAAGGAAAUACUGCCCUAUGAGUUACGGAAGCCCAUUGCUAAAUUGCACCUCAAAUGUGAAAUUUCAGUCUGCUUUACAUGUUAAAUUUCUAAUUGUUAUGUCAUUAUUCCAUCUCUAUUUAGAUAGCAAUUUAUAUCAAGUAAGGCAAACAUCUAAGGAUAACAAGCAUCUUUUCAAGUCAGAAUUGCCAGGGAGUGAAUGCCAGCAAAUUUUCAUUUCCUAAUGAACUUCCUUUUUUUAUAAAAUGUAAUUAUAAAAAAAGAACUAUGAUAAAACGUAGUGAAAUGUAGCUAAUACUUAUUUUGUGGAGCAUUUCACUCUGUAAUAUUCACCAGUAAAGGAAAUAAAAGGGAAAAUUACUUGCAUUUUCUGCAAUGAUUUUUUCCUCCUUUUUCAUGCUUCAGUGCCCUAUGCAACCUCUGACAAAAAUACACAGAAAGAGUUUCAACAUAGAGCAAAACCAGGACUGAUACGGAAAUUUCAGAAAACAAAAUUUCCAUUUAUAUAUUUCCCUCACAUUCUACAUGUCUGUAUUUCUAAACUGCGUAUUGAUAAUUUCCUUUACCUGGUAUGCUGUAAGCUAGUCCUGGUCAAAGAGAAAAAUGCACAGUUGACUACAGAUAGGAAUCUUAGAUAGACAGGAACAAAGAAAAAGUACUAAAAAGCAGUGGGAUCUGGAUUUACAGUUGUUGUACUCUCUUAAAAAAGUUUUCUGGAAAAGGGGUAGACUAUGUGCUUCACUUCAUAAAACUGAAGUUCUGAAAUAAUUAUCCAGUGUGCUGAGUCCAUUAAAAUAGUUCUGUGUUUUUGUCACUAAAUUUCUCCAAAUCUUUGAUUGUCAUUUUGAGUAUAAAGAAAUAUGUAAAAUAAAAAUAUUGAAGAUUCUUGCAGAGAACAAGUGUGUUUGCAAAUCCAACAUAGUAAAUGCUGUUGCUCUAUAUAUUUAUGUCUGUAUAACAUCUAGAGAUAAUGGAACAGGAUUUCUAUAAACCAAGGACUGUUAUCUAGGGGAAAUUCCCACUAAUGUCUCUUCCUUCCUGUCAGAGUUUCAGCUAUUCCAGAGAGAGCCCAUUAUUUGCUGAGAUAAAGUUGAAGUCUAAUAUUCUUACCAAUCCAACCAUCAGCCAGAGAGAUCACCUCCUGAAUUCCACUUGUGCUAGAAUAACAUAUUGUAAUGAACAAUGGAAAAAAGCUGCAGACUGAAUAAACAGACUGCUUUGAAUUUGCUUUCACUCAGGGCAGGGGAAGGUUUUAUUCCUUGGUAGUGAUUCCGUAUGGCAGCAUGGUAAAGUUUACAGGGUUUAGUUCUGUUCCACAGGAGAUGCCUGUCAUAAAAACCUUUUCUCCACCAUGCUGUCCUUUCCUGUAUUCUAUGAAGAAUCUUCAACAGAAGAUCCUUUUGCUUUUUGAGAAUCUCAUCACUCUUAAAACUUCUUUUAACAGUUCAUACUUGUGGUCCUAAAUUGUGGACACAGUAUGCAUGGCUGGAAAGAGCUGUAUAGAUUCUAAGUGGUGAACUACGCGGCGAGUGUUUAUCUCUCUCUGGGAGAUUAAUAACUCCUUCCCCAUUGUGAGCUGAGUAAAUUGUAUCCAUGUAACCCAGACUAAAGUCUCAGGGAAAAUAACCUUUUCUUUAACUCUUUGUAUCUUUUUUAUUUUAAAUGCAGUUUAAGUACGAGACACACGAUGCUUUUUCAUCAAAGCUCCUGUGUGUACAUCAAGACACUAAUUCGGUAACAUAGGUCUCCCUGC